This is a messenger RNA of Closterium sp. NIES-67, 2138 nucleotides long. The record is from the annotation of a GenBank genome assembly. NCBI's taxonomy places the organism in Eukaryota, Viridiplantae, Streptophyta, Zygnematophyceae, Desmidiales, Closteriaceae.
GACCUCCCAAUUUCUGCUAUUCUGCGAACUUCUAGCAGCAACUACUACUAAAUUUGUUGGUGAGACGUCUCUCAACUGAAACGCAGUCGCCUCGGUUCGUGAUCCCGUUUUCAUAACUACUUCACAAACCGUUUCUACUCUUCCCAAGUCUAAUGGGAUAGCAAGCGGAUCAUCGUUAUUUCACCGGGUACCCUUUUCACGUGUAACCCUAAUUUUUUUUUAUCUUGCCAGGAUUCGCGAGACGUCGCGCGUCAUUCUCGAAUCUUCGCAAUGAACCUUAAAAAGAUCCUCCAGGCCGCUUUAGGGGUCGUCAUCAUCCUCGUUAUAUUCGUCUUCGUUAGAGAACUCGCCCGCGAAACCGCCGGCGGCCGAUCAACCACUUAUUCCUCUAAUUCUCCCGCCAAUACCCCACGUAAAGAGUCCCCGCAUGAGAUUAUAGAGCAACUUAAAGAGCAGGUAGCGGGUCGCGACGCGGAAAACACGGAGAUGCAAGAUCUGGAACAGGAGAUCCAACGGCUGAAACAAGACAUCAGGGUUCUAUCGAGCGACGGAGGGCUCCCCACCGGAGCGCACUUAACGGCGUCGGAUUUAAAGACAGCAGCAGAUGUAGGGGUGGAUGCGACUGCCAUAUGCGAGCAGCAGGUAUUCCAGUGUAAGAGGCAGCAGCUGGAAGGUCGCUCCCUAUUGGCUAGUAACGCCCCCGAGGAAGGCGGCUCCGCUUCCGCGCCAGCGGGGGGCGCGGGGGGUGCGGUUGCGCCCGCGGAUGGCGCAGGAGGAGGGGGGGGUUCGGGGGGAGGGGGGGGAGCGGCGGACGGGGAUUCCAGCGCCGUGCCGCCGGUCUCCCCCGCAGUGGCGGAGCUCCAGCGGAAGCUGGCGGAUUUACGGACGGCGUACGAUGCGAUGAUGAUUGACAAGCGCAAUCUGACGGCUGAGCUCGCUCGGCUGUCCCACAACGGCACGUGCGGACCGUUGGUGAAUUUAACCAUGGUGGAAGGAGCGGCUCAGGAGUUAGCGUCAGAAUGUGCCAGUGCUGCUAGGAAAGAGACGGAAGCUGAAAUGCAGAUCGUAACUGGGGGAGGCGGGGUUGGGGGUGGGGACGGAGGAGGGGGAGGAGGGGGAGGGGGAGAAGGGGGGGGGGGAGGAGGAGAAAGUGGAAAGAAAUUGUCUCCAAAUGAGGAGAAACUGGCGACGUUUCGGACGUGUAACGGUUCGGAUGCGGAGUUGCAACUGUACAUGAACUACACCGCCAGGCGUGCUUGCCCGGACGACUGGCUACUAGCCCAACGGCUCAUGUUCGACAAGAACUGCUUCUGCUUGCCCCGGCGCCUCUGCUUCGCUGCUACUCCACCGGAUUCUACCGAACCCCACCUGGGCCCACCGGGAUCCCUUUUCAGUCAGGAGGUGUUGAGGGACGAGAAUGUGCGAUGGGCGUUGCACGAGUGCAAGUCGUAUGGGUGUGUGAAUACGCGGGAGAAAGGGGAGUGCAGGAAUUGUUUCAACAUGAGUCUGGAGGAGAAGCGGUGGCAGAAGCCGUACCUGGGCACCGUACCUAUGGCGCAGGUCUGGCAGCUCAAGCCUCCGGGUUCGCUUCGGAUAGGCCUCGACGUGGGUGGAGGUUCGGGGAGUUUUGCAGCCCACAUGGCUCGUUACAACGUAACCAUCCUUACAACUUCAAUGAAUAAGGAAUUCAUUGAGGGUGUAGAUGGGGGCCUGCCUUAUAUGGAGACUAUUGCUUUAAGGGGGUUGGUGCCGCUCCACGUCCCACUUAAAGCCCGGCAGCCGUUUUUCGACAACACUCUCGAUAUAAUACACUCGGCUCAAAGCGUCCGUUACUUCUCGGUCUUGGAGCUGGAGGAGCUGAUGUUUGAGUGGCACCGGAUACUCCGGCCGGGCGGCAUUAUUUGGAUUGAGCUGCUGACGGCGCCGAAAAGCAAGAUGAAGCAGUAUGUAGUGGUGAUUAAUAUGUUCAAGUAUAAGCAGCUGUACUGGGAUAUAUCGCCGGUGGAGGACCCUAGGAAGAGCAAGAGCCAUGAAUACUUGAACUGUGUGCUGGAAAAGCCCAGGAAGUCGUAGUUGCAAUUGUACCGUAUUCCCUCGUAUAAAACACCCUAUGGUGUUAAUAAAAAUGCAAGGAAAUU